Amoebophrya sp. A25 is the source of this 1621-nucleotide messenger RNA. NCBI's taxonomy places the organism in Eukaryota, Dinophyceae, Syndiniales, Amoebophryaceae. The record is from the annotation of a GenBank genome assembly.
AGAGGUCGUUAGAGACUACACUCCUUGCGUCAACAAAGUCAUUCGUAGUAUAAAUUUUCCGUACGGGUAUGUAAGCUUAUUCUGCAUCAAACAAACUUUGGAUUUACUUUUAAAAUUUCAAGUUCGGUAUUAAUUCCGAGAAAAUACACGUGGACGAAGACGAACGUUGGGAUUUCAUCUUCGCUCAUCAUCAGGAGUGGCCCCGAACUACUACACGAAAAUGUCUUCGACCACUACUGCGGAAGAGGCCGUCGUCAAGCCUACGGUCGAAGACGCUGAUGCCGUCGGCGGGCUCGGUGCUGGCGCUAUCGAGAGAAAAAUCGAAGAAUGCGGCUCCGGAAUUGCAGCUGGUGGUGAAACCGUAGAAAUCAAGAAGGAAGAAGUAGUGGUCUUUUCAACCACGAAAGAAGAGACAGAGAGGGCGAUCGAAAGAACAGAUAAACUACUGGAGGAGAAGAAACUAGAGGAACAAAAGGAUGCUUCUUCUGAGGAGGACGAGAAGAGAGUAGACGUUAACGCUGAAAAAGUAGUAGCCGAUGAUGUAGAGAAAAACGUAGAAGACAAGAAUCAGAAUGAAGAGCAAGAAAUAGAUGUAGCGAAGAAGGAAGACGACGAGGAUGGUGAGCAGAAAGCCGACACUACCGAAGAAGAAACGAAGAAAUCCACCAAGACGACAACCAAUUAUCAGUCCUUCUCCAAUACUAGUGGCCAUAGCUCCAAUGAGAACAAUGCUAGCACCAUUAACACACCCUCUGCGCAAAAGGGUAAGAAAGGAGCUAACAACAAGGGCUGGAGCACUGGUAGUGGUUUCUAUGCUGGAUUUGCAGGCGGAAAACCUAGUUUGGACAAGAACUCCAAAUCGUCGAAAGGAAGCAACGGCAACCUGUACAACAGUUUUGGAGGCAAGAAGGGCAUGCAGAACGGCUUCGCAGGUGGUAAGGGAUAUGCAGGUGGUAUGGGCGGUAAGAUGAAGAACGGAUGGAAAGUUAAGGCGAUGGAUAAAUUAAAUAGUUUUUAUUCUAUCUCGUCAUGAUGAAAGAAGGAGACAUGAUCCAGACGUGAUCUGCGUCUAGUUUGGUAUUUUCAGAUGCGCAUUGCAGGCCGUGGACACAUAACAAACUAGGUUAAGAUCGGUGUCCUUCCGUUUCUAACCCUAGCAGCAAAAAUGGCUACAAGGGCGACCAUAACAGAUAUGGAGGUAGCAACGGUAAAGGCGGCAACUACAACAGCUUCAACAACAAGGGUGGCAAUUUCAACAACAUGAAGGGCAACAAGGGUAAGGGCAAGAGAAAGCUCGGCAAGGUACAGGACGCGUACAUGGUUCAGCUAAAGCAGCAAUUCGAGCGAGAUGACUGUUAAGAAACAUCCCUUUACGUUUUUCAUCCCUUGUUUACAUCAAUCUAAUAGAAGAAGUCGUGAAAACAAUAACUGAAGAAACCUUCAUCAUCUUUAAACCUUCUAACCUUCGUAUGAGACGACGGGUAGGUUUCUACAGUCGGCAGCUCGAGUCCCGUUGUUCGAACCUCUGGUGCAGCAAACUCUAGCGCCGCAUAUGGUGCCCCCGCAGCCGCGACUCAUCGCGCCGUGGGGUGCGCCGGGAAUGAUGAUGUGCAUGUCCUAG